Thunnus maccoyii (southern bluefin tuna) is the source of this 1939-nucleotide messenger RNA. RefSeq names its product ankyrin repeat domain-containing protein SOWAHC. The transcript is spliced from 10 exons. The record is from RefSeq and is a predicted model, not a curated record. Lineage: Eukaryota; Metazoa; Chordata; Actinopteri; Scombriformes; Scombridae. The annotation marks the transcript as partial. Gene Ontology annotation, molecular function: protein binding.
ACAGUGGUGAGUCCAGAAGAAGAAACAGCAGUGAGUCCAGAAGAAGAAGCAGCGGUGAGUCCAGAAGAAGAAACAGUGGUGAGUCCAGAAGAAGCACCGGUGAGUCCAGAAGAAGAAACAGCGGUGAGUCCAGAAGAAGAAACAGCGGUGAGUCCAGAAGAAGAAGCAGUGAGUCCAGAAGAAACAGCGGUGAGUCCAGAAGAAGAAGCGGUGAGUCCAGAAGAAACAGCGGUGAGUCCAGAAAAAGCAGCAGUGAGUCCAGAAGAAGAAGCGGUGUGUCCAGAAAAAGCAGCAGUGAGUCCAGAAGAAGAAGCGGUGUGUCCAGAAAAAGCAGCAGUGAGUCCAGAAGAAGAAACAGUGGUGAGUCCAGAAGAAGCAGCAGUGAGUCCAGAAGAAGAAGCAGCGGUGAGUCCAGAAGAAGAAACAGUGGUGAGUCCAGAAGAAGCAGUGAGUCCAGAAAAAGCAGCAGUGAGUCCAGAAGAAGAAACAGUGAGUCCAGAAGAAGAAACAGUGAGUCCAGAAGAAGAAGCGAUGACUCCAGAAAAAGCAGCAGUGAGUCCAGAAGAAGAAGCAGCGGUGACUCCAGAAGAAGAAACAGAGGUGAGUCCAGAAGAAGCGGUGGUGACUCCAGAAGAAGAAACAGCGGUGAGUCCAGAAGAAGCGGUGGUGACUCCAGAAGAAGAAGCAGCGGUGAGUCCAGAAGAAACAGAAGCGCCUCAGAAACCAGAGCGACCUGCAGACCUGGUCGUGCCUGCUGGUCGUUGUGUGAACUCCAGCAGUGAUGGAGCAGACAUGACUGGCUGUGACCGGCUGUCUCUGAGGAGCGACUCUUUGUCUCUGACCAGCGAGCCCGCCGUCUCCAGGAGGAGCGAGGAGGACGAUACGAGGAGCGUCGCUGCUUCUUCUGUCAUGUCCCUGUUCCACAGGGUGCAGCUGGAUCCUCUGGAGAAGGCCUGGUGGAGGAGCUCAGCUCUGGGGAACAUGGCGGCUCAGCGCCGGCUGCUGGCUCAGGAUCCCGGCCUCGUGUUGAAGAAGGAUUUCAUCACUACGGCGCUUCACUGGGCAGCGAAGCAGGGCCGUCAGGAGGCGGUGGACAUGAUGCUUUGCUCCGGCGCCGACGUCAACGUCAGAUCGCACGGGGGUUACACAGCUCUCCACCUCGCCUCCAUUCACGGCCACCAGCACAUCAUCCACAUCCUGAUCAACACUUACAAUGCUAAAAGCAACAUAAGAGAUUAUCACGGGAAGAUUGCUGCUCACUACUGGAGCGGCUGCACCGACAUCUUCAGCAGACCAGACCCUCAGUCAGGUGGGAGGUUUUCUCGGAUACGACGGACGCAGCGUUACGCUCUGCCGUCCUUGCUGCUGUCUCGCUCUCGCAGUCAGGGACAGCUCAACCUGGAGUUCGGGACGCCGCCUCAGUCGGCCUCUCACGCUGCGUUGGACCUGCAAGUGUGACGUUUACGUUCCUGCCGGCAGCCACAAACCCGGAUUCAUGUUCUGUCUCACACUGACGACCUUUCUGACAACAUUAGAUGAUUAAUUCAUUAGCUGAUUGGUUUGGUAAUCAAUUCAUGGUUUCAAUCAUUUUUCAAGUGAAAAAAAUCAAAUAUUCUGAAAUUUCAGACCUUCAAAUGUGACGAUUUGGUUCUUUUUGUCAUUCAGUCAUUUGGCAGAUUUAUCCAAAGCAACUUACAAGUGAGGAGAGACAAUCAAGACUCAUAUUCAGAAGUUUUCCUUUUUUGUUUUGUUUAAUAAUUGAAAUAUUAAUAAUAAUAUCACGGUCAACUGUUGGUUGCUGGUAACUGUUAAUUACAGGAUUCAAAUGAGAAAAUACAAGAAAUGUCAACCUGGUUCGUAAAAAUGUUCAUAAUUUCUCUUGAUACUGUAAUAAAAGGCAGAACUAAGUUCUAAGUGAAUAAAGUUUAUAUUGAAAACA